AUGGCGGACCAACGAGCAGAAAGGCAUGGAAUCGCCGAACCGUCAACCGCGCCGCGAUCGUCGUCGAUUGGUGGUAGUCUCGGUUCAGCAAUCCCUAGUCCUGUAGUUAAGCAAAAGUUACUAUUCCAGUCACCGCAACGAGCAUCGGAAGUGCUUAUAGCGAAGGAAAAUGGACCAGGUAAGGAGGGAGACUCUGGUAUUCCAGUGUCACCCAGGCCGGGCCUCAAACCUCCAGGAACGGUCACCAGUCUCCGAACCUCGUGGACACCUUCGUCGCGCCUUCCGUCGAACCUGCCGCGUAGGUCAGGCUCGGGUCACGGCUCGGAGGAAACUGGAGAGCUAAGCCGGACCAGCUCAGCAAGCUCGGAUGCCGGAAGCAGGUUCGGGACGGAAACUCCGGGAAGGAGUAGCGCGAUUGACGCCGCGAGUGCUAGUAGGAUCCACUACAAUGGUGGAGCGAAAGCGACAGGAGUCCUGCGUCCGAGUAAUCAUGCUGGCGAGCAGGCGGCCUCGUUAGCUGCUGACGUCAAGCCGGAAAGGAGAUCGAACCCUGGGCAGGAGCAACACGGCCAGCGGCAGCAGGAUUCGAUGCAGCAGCAGCAGCACCACCACCAGCAGCAGCAGCAGCAGGAGCAGCAGCAGCAGCCGCAGCAGGCUGGUGGUAGGUUCGGCUUCAAAUCCCUCUCAUUGCAAAACCACCGGCAGCAGGAACCGCAGCCAACGCCGCCGCAUUCGGCGGCACAGCAGCCGCGGGGCCAUAUCCAAACGGAGGAACGCGCGAUCGGAAGCUUCUCCGCAGUUACCGACGGGCCGGACAGGAGGCUCAGCUUCGGAAGGGUGGAGUCGCAGCUUCGGGUGAAAGAGAUGAGAGGCUCGGAGAGGAAAGGUUCGGAAAGGAGAGCCGUUGGGGGAGGUCGGGAAGGGGUUGCGCACAUGGGGGACGGGGAGGAAGCGGCAGAGGAGGAGCGGCGGAGGGAGAUUGAGAGGGAGAGAGAGAGGGAGAUAGAAAGAGAGAUGGCGGUAGCGCGAGAGAGGGAGGAGAUGGAAAGGGCGGAGAGGGAAGAGAGGGAAGAGAGGGAGAGGUUGCUUAAGGAAGAGAGGGAGAAGGAGAGGAAGGAGAAGGAGAGAAGAGUUCAGGAAGAGAAGGCUAGGCGUGAACGAGAGGAGAAAGAGAGGGUUGAGAGGGAGAGAGAAGAGAGGGUUGAGAGGGAGAGAGAAGAGAGGGUUGAGAGGGAGAGAGAAGAGAGGGUUGAGAGGGAGAGAGAAGAGAGGAAACGGAAGGAGAAGGAGAAGGCUGAACGGGAAAAGAUAGAGAAGGAAAGGAAGGAGAGGGAGAGGAGGGAGAGGGAGAGGUUUGAGAGGGAGAAGGUGGAGAGGGAGGAGAGGGAACGGCGGGAGAGAUUGGAGAGGGAAUUGGAGGAGCGGAGGGAGAAGGAGAGGCAAGAGGAGCUGGUGAAAGUGAGACAGAGGGAGCGAGAGCGGUUGAGAGAGAUUGAGCGGGAGAUGGACCGGCAGAGGCAGGCGCGAAUCGCAGAGGAAAGGGAAAGGGAGAAGGAGAGGGCUGAGGAGCGAGAGAAGGAGCGGCGGAGGAUGGGAGAGGGGGAGAAGGAGCGGGAGAGGGAGAGGGAGAAGGAGAGGGAGAGAGUGAGAGAGGAGCAGAGGCAGAGAGAGGAGGAACGGCGGGUGAGGCGGCAGAAGGAACUCCAAAGGCGGAAGGAGAAACGCGGUGGUCAGCUAUCAGCAGCAGCUGCUAUGGGCGAUCCUCUUCGUGUGAUCGCCUGGGUUUCGGGAGCUGGAGUAUCCUUGGCUGCUUUCAGCGAGCCUUCUGGCUCGUUUGGUACACCUUAUCAGGCGGCUCCGGACCAUUCCCAGGUGCUGCAGCAGUGGGUGCAGCGCGCAACCCACUUCCACAGCAGGCUGGGAUCCGACGUGGCGCCAGCAUCAGCUGCAGCUGACGUGGCACCGGCGUCAGCUGUAGCAUAUUUUUGGCGGGGUGUUAGCGCAGCAGUGGAGGCGGCAGAGGAUGUGGCUAUAGCGGGGGGUGAAGCGCAGCAGGAGGGCGUUACUGUGACUGCAGGCGCGUGUGCCUUAGGUGCAGUGCGACAGCUGCAAGGGAAUGCAAGGAAGAGGGUGGCAGCAGCAGAGGCGAUGGCGCAGCAGGCGAGGGCGUUCGAGUCCACGUGUGGGGCGGCUGGGCGGGGGAGCGAGGAGGCGGUUAGGGUGGCUAUCCAGCAACUCAUGGAAGUCAUCGCUACUCAAGGCCUCACACUCCAUAGGCUUCCCGCUACAGCCGCCACAACUGCCCCUGCUGCCACAGCCGCUACAGCCGCCACAGCUGCUACAGCCGCCACAGGCGCUACAGGCGGGGAGGAGGAGCAGGACGAGUGGGAAGACCCACUGGUGCUGGCCGUGGGAGGGGCGGUGGGAGCAGCAGCAGCGGCACUUAGGAGCUGGCUAACUGUCGCUGUGGAGGGGAGGAAGGGGAAGAAGGGAGGGGUGGGGGAGGUGGCAACUGGUGCAGGUGCAUCUGGUGGGCACGUGCUGCUGCAGCCGCCCAAGGCUGCUCUGACUGAUUUAAGGGAGGCCCGUGAUGUGCUGGACGUGUGGCGGCAUGAGCUGGCACGGCUGCACUCGCGCUUAGUCAGCGUCGUCUGCCGCUCCCAGCUGACGUCAGCGAUGCAGAUGACGUCAGCGCACGGCCGCAUGACCUGGCAGCCAGUAUCGCCAGCUCAGCUCUUUGGCCAGGACCACGUGGUGGUCCCUGCUGACGUGGCAAUGGCGUCUGCGUGUGCUUUCUUGGACCAAGCGAUUGACAUUCGGCAGCAGCAUGAGGGGUGGGAGGACGCGAUGGCAGCAGCUGCGCUGGUGUGCGAUGUGGAAGCUUCCUCCUCAGGCAGCAGCAACACUGGCGCGGCUGACGUGGACAGGUGGAGGCGCUUCCUGGAGCCACUCACAGACAGCCACGUGGCAGACAUUCUCGAAGGCGACCUUGCCAGCUGGCGGGCGGCGCAGGGCAUCUACUGGGCGGCAGUGGCUCAGGAGGAGGAGGCGCUGGCGGGGCUGCUGCAGGCUCGACUGGGGGAGGUGCCAUCGGCCAUGGGGCAGCUGCAGCUGCUGGCACAGUGUUCGUCUUUUACUGCGCUGCCAAGGGUGUCAGCGCGUCUCCAGCACGACUUGCAGCAAAUGCUGCACGAGGUGGCCACAGACGUGCGAGCACUGGAGGAGCAGCUAUGGCACCCAACAGCAGCCUGCCACGUGUCCUCUCUCGCCCAGCUCAGGGGUGUGCCACGUGUUGCCGCCUCAGUGGCCCGCGCCAAAGCCAUUCACGGAAAGCUGAGAUCUCUAGACGCAGCUCUGCACGCUCUGCUGGAUGGUGGGCUGCGGAGGUCGAUUGCUCGGCUGUUGGAGGAGGCAUUGGAGCACACAGACCCUCAGAAGACCGUCAACCAGUGGCUGCAAGAAAAGCUCGCUCCCACUGCUGGCAACAGCAGCAGUAGCAUGAGUGCGGAGGAGGCAGAGGAGGCCCUGAGAGGCCCUGUGCUCGCCCCCUGCUCGUCCCGCCUGCCCCUGGCUGACGUCAGCAACAAUAGCGCGGCUACAGCUGGGGAGGAGGAGCAAGCGGGGGAGCCGCUGCUACAGCUGCAGGUGCAGUACAAGACAAGCCUCCUCCAUCUAAGUGAAGAAGUGCGUUUGCUAAGAGCAUCCGGCUUCCACAUCCCCCACCACCUGCUCGCCUCCGCCCUCUCCGCCUCUGCUGCCGCGUCCUCCGCCUCCACCAUCUCAAGAGCGCUCGAGAGCUUUGCUGACGUCAGCGCUGGCGUCAGCGAGGGCGUGCUGCCGCUGGUGGCGGCGUCAAGGGAAGCCGUGCUGGGGAUCAUGCAGAGCGGCCAGGGCGUGGUGUGGGAGGAGGAGGACGAGGUGGACGAGUUUGCAGUGUGCCUGUGGGAUGCUGUGGAGGCAUUUUCAGCUGCUGCUGCUGCGGCCAAGGAGAGGCACGAGGCGGCAUGGCAGUGCCUGCAGCGCGUUCAAUCGUGUGCCUACAAGGACUUGCCAACUCAUCUGCGCCAGCUGGCGCAUGCGGUGAUCGCAGCGAUCUCCCGGCCACCGUACCCGGCUGCCACGUCAGCUGCCAUGUCAGCAGAGUGGCAGCGUGAGGUGGCUGCCACGUGGGCAGCCCCGCUGCUGAUGCAAGCACAGGCGGUGCUGCAGCAGAAGCUGACGUCAGCGCUCUGCUGCUGGCUGAAGAAAUGGAAGGAGGUGAUUGGAGGAGAAUCUACUGUUGCUACAAUUCCUGCGGCUGGUGCUGCCCCUGCUCCUGAGUGUGGAGGUCUUGGAGUGGUGGUGAGAGAUAUUGAGGCUGUUCUCUCAAUGCACGGACCCUUUGGUGCAGGAGAGGAGCGAGCUGGUGGAGGAGCAGACGCAGCAGGGGCGGCAGGGCUGGCAGGGGCGACAGGGGUAGUGGGAGGAGAUUUGAAAGGGGAAUGUGGGAGUGAGACUGAGUCGUUUGUGCUGCAGCUGCUGCAGGAGCAGGUGGGGAUGCUGACGCACCGAGUGGCUGUGAAGGGGAGAAUUGAGUCAGGGACAGGGGUUACUGAUGCAGGGGUAGGCACAGGCGCAGGGGCAGGAGCAGGAGCAGGCGGGAGGAUGGAGGUUGAGGUACAGCCUCCUCUCUCCGAGUCGCAGCAACGGCUGCAUGACUGCAUUCAGCUGCUGCUCGCUCCUGCCCUCUCUGCUGCUGCCGAGGCAAAUAGCGUCCUCUCCUCUGCCUCUGCUGCUCUGCAGCUUCCUGCCUCUGCCGCUUUCCCGCCUGCUGAUGUCACCACCGCAGCCGCUGCUGCUGCUGCUGGUGCUGCUGCUGCUGCCGCUGCUGCGGUUAGCGAAGGUCCCACCUCCUCCCUCCCGCCCUCUUCUACUGAUGUCUGGCGAUCUCUUAUAGAUGAAAUCCAGCAGGUUCGGAACCAGCUGGCUGCCAAACCUGCGGUGGUUAGGUUCGGCGCUUCUGACCGAACCUCACUACUAGCCUUGGACGCAGGCUCGGUGAGAGAGGCACUGGUGGGUCGGUGUGAGGCUUGGAUACGGGCGGCCGAGGAGGAUAUAGAAGGGCGGGCGGUUCGGGGAUGUAGGGAGGCGAUUAAAGAGGUAUUUGAGCUGAAGAAGCUAUUGGAGGGGAUUCAGAGGGAGGCGGAGGGGGAAGUUAAGGAGAGAGAAAGGGAGCAGAAGAAAGGCCAAACGAGGAAGGGAGAGGGGGGAGUGGAGGGAGAGGAGGGAGAGGAGGGAGAGGAGGAACAGGCAGCUAUGGUUAGUGGUGGUGCUGAUAAGAGUGGUGGGCUGAGUGGGGAUGUGCGGAGGUUGAUAGAGCAUCUAGAGAGAGUGCAUGUGGGGGAGGUGGGGAGGUGUAUGGAGGAGAUUGAGACGUGGUGGGACGCUGCUGCUCCUACUAGUGCGGAUUGCUCCAGGGGCAGGGCUGCUGGCGCGCUGGUGCAGUGCGCACGCUUAGUGGGGCAGCUUAAAACGAGGAUAGAGCUUGUGAGGAGAGCGAUUGGGCUGGUUGGAGGGGCGGGCGGGGAGGAGGAGGAGGAGGAGGAGGAGGAGGUGGGGAGAGUGGUGGGGAGGUUGGAGAGAGUGAUCGCAGGGGGGGAAGAGAUGCAGCAUAUGUGGCUGUUGAUUAAUCACCUUUUGGAUGUUAUUGCAUCUGUCGAAGGAAUUAGGGUUGCAGAGUUCAACCCUGAAUCGGAUUUAACCCCUCUGCACUCCGCCUUGAGCGAUGUGAACCAGGAGGAGGAAGCUUUCGGGCAGCACGGCGCGUUCCGGGCGGUUCAGUCCUCUGCCCGGAAACUUAUCGCGAGCCUAGGUCUGGUGUCGAAGCUAGUUAAAGCCUCGCUGCAAGAGGCCCAUUGGAGGGCCCUCGCCCGAGCCUUGGGGUUCCAAGCCAAGGGCGGGCUCGGCGCCGGAGGUACCCUGCAGGUUCGGGAUCUGGUUCGGGCGCUGGGAGGCUUGGAGGGCCGGGCGGCGGCAGAGCAGGUGUUAUCUGCCGUCCAAGGGGAGGUGGCACUGAGGCAGUUUAUGGAUAAGGUUGAAAAGGAGUGGGGCGAGCAGGAAUGGGCGUUCAAGGGGUUCCGAGACAAAUGGAAGAUUGUGGGGAAUUUAGGGGUGGUUGGGGAAAGGGUGUUAGAGCAUUUGAGUAUGCUGGGGGCCAUGAAGCAGUCUCCCUUCUUCCCGCCGUUUAGAGGGGCUGUGAGGGAGUGGGAGGGGCGGCUUGGGCGGCUGAGUGAGCUGGUGGAUGCGCUAGCAGACGCGCAAUCCAAGUGGGUUCGUUUAGAGGCAUUGAUGACAUCACCCGCCGUCCGCUCGAUGCUACCUGACACGCACAGUGCCUUCCACGAAGCUUCCCUGCCGUUCACGACGUUCCUCGGAUCGCUCGCCGCCCGCCCUCUUGCGAUCGACCUGGAGGGUCUGGCAGAAGAGGACGGCGGCGCCGGGCGGCGGGUUUUGGCGGUUUGUGCGGAGGUGUUUGGGCGGGUGCUUUUGGAGGUUCAAGCGCAUCUGGACAAGCAGAGGCGGAUGCUGCCGAGGCUGUACUUCCUGGGAGAUGAUGAUCUGCUGCAGCUCAUCUCUGCCUCGCCGUAUGAUUUAUCAGCGGUGCAUGUGCACAUUCGCAAGCUCUUCACUGCAGUCUCGGGCAUUGAAGUAUCGGCAUUCUCUGAUACCAUUACGCCAGAGGAGAGUAUUUAUCACAGCAGAGAGAAAAUAGUAGCACCUUCAGGGGAUGCAGGGAAGAGGGUAUUUAUCACGGCAGCACUGUCCGACGGGGAGAGGCUUGUGCUGCACCAACCAGUGGAGCUUGCGGAGGGUGCUUCCACGUCAGCAGGUGCCACGUCAACAGGUGCCACAUCAGCGGAUGCCACGUCAGCGGGUGCCACGUCAGCGGAAGGACAGAAGCCCGCAGGAGCCACCAAGUGGCUGCUGGAUCUCGACGUGGCGCUGCGGACCACUCUGAGCGACCUGGUUGUGUCAGCGGUCGCUGAGCUGGCGGCGUGUGAUUGGCUGUCGACUGCUGGGGCUGCGAAGGACAAGAGCAAAGGGAGCGGGAAGAAGGGGACAGUGGGAGGAGUGAAGAGGAGUGGAGUGAGGUUGGGCGGUAGCAGCAGGAGGAACAGAGGAAGGUUCCUUGAGUGGCUGGGGAAGCUGCCUUUGCAGCCAGCGCUGCUGGCCCUACAGGUGAGCUGGACGGCACUAGUUGAAGAUCUUUUGGCAGGAGAAGGGGGGAGCGGAGAAGAAGGGGCGCAAGAGAGGGGCGGGAAGGAAUCAGGGCUAGAGGCGCUGGUGGGGGGGCUGGAGGGGCUGCUGCAGUGGCUGGCGCGAGCUGUAAGGGAGAGGAGAGAGCUGUCUGGGGGCGCAGGUGGAGCAGCAGGGGGAGUAGCAGGGGGAGUAGCAGGGGGAGUAGCAGGGGGAGUAGCAGGGGGAGUAGCAGGGGGAGUAGCAGGGGGAGUAGCAGGGGGAGUAGCAAGGGUAGCAGGUGGCGAGGAGGGGAGGGUGAUGGAGGCGAAGUGCGAGGCGGUGAUUACUGUGCUGGUUCACCUGCUGGAGAGUAGUAAGGCGCUGCUGCUGGAGCAGCGGGACGAGCAGGCACGGGCAGAGGCGGAGGAGGAGAAUAAGGAGAAUAUGGGGUGUGCAGGACAGCAGCAGCAGCAGCAGAAGCAGCAGCAGCAGCAGGAGCAGCAGAAGCAGAAGCGGAAGGAGAGGAAGCAGCAAGGGCUCUCCCUCUCCUCCUUCGCCUGGCGAAAAUGCCUCCGAUACUACCUCGACCCGUCCCUCCCUCCCCUCCACCGCCUCUCAGUCCAAAUCGCAGACGCUUGUUUCACCUACGGGUUUGAAUACUCUGGUUGCACUCCCUCCCUCGUCCGCACCUCCCUCACUGACCGCUGCUUCCUCGCACUUUCCCAGGCGCUCUGGCACGGGCAGGGCAGUGCUCUGAUUGGCCCAGCUGGCACGGGGAAGACCGAGACGGUCAAGGCGCUCGGGCGGCAGCUCGGGCGGCCGGUUUUGGCGUUAUCUUGUGAUAGGAGUUUUGACAGUGCGGCGGUGGGAAGGGUUUUGGAGGGAGUGGCGAGGCUGGGCGCGUGGGGAUGCAUGGAUGAGUUCAAUCGGUUGGACGAGAGUACAAUGUCGGCUAUAUCGCAGCACCUGGUGGCCAUUCAGGGCGCGCUGAGGGAGGGACGGAGGGAGGCUGUGUUGGCUGGGACUGCCGUGCCUGUGCACCCUGCCACUGGCAUAUUCGUGACGCUCAACCCGCGCUAUGCAGGCAGGGACCACCUGCCUGAGAGCCUGUCCGCUCUGCUUCGCCCUCUCACCGUUGCCACUCCUGAUGCAUGUGCCAUCGCCCAUGUGACUCUGCUGUCGUGUGGAUUUUCGCAUGCUGAGAGGCUGGCUGAUGCUGCCACUCGAAUCUUCCAGGAGUCAGAGCAGUGCUUAGACCCCCAGCCUCAGUACGACUUCAGCCUGAGAGCGCUGAAAGCUGCUCUCAAGUCUGCUAGAUCUGCUAUGCUGGCACAGACCGAACGGGAGGGGGGUGCGAGUGAGAAUGAAAGUAUUGGGAGGGUAGAGGUAGUAGAAGAAGGUGCUAUUGAGGGUGAGAAGGAUGGGAGGGAAGGCGAGGAGGAGACGGAGGAGGUGUGUGAGGGAGAUAUGGAGGGGAAGGGUGAGGAGGGAGGGGCGGAGGGAUGUGUAGGAGAAGAGGAGGGGAGUGUGCGAGAGGAGAAAGAGGAGGAGAGGGAGGAGUUUUAUGAGGCAGAGGAUGGCGAGCAAGGGGAGGAUGAAGAGAAGAAGGAGAAUGAGGAGGAUGAGGGAGAGAAGGAGGAAAGGGAUGAAGGGGAGGAAGGGGAUGAAGGGGAGGAAGGGGAGGAAGGGGAGGAAGGGGAGGAACGGGAGGUGAUAGAGGAGACGGUGCCAGAGGAGGACACAGAGGAGGUGCGAGCAGAGGGAGGGGAGGAGGUAGAGGGGAAGGUUGAGGGAGAGGAAGAUGAGGAAGAAGCAGAGGAGGAAGAGGACGAAGAGGCCCACCGGGUGUCGAGAUGGCCGUUGGAGUCACGCUCCCUAGUCCAGGGCAUUUUCGGCCAGCUGGCAGCCAAGCUGGCACCUGCUGACGUGGCAACCUUCCGCAGGGUGGUUUCCCGGAACCUUCCGGACGUGGCUGUGGAGGAGACGGGCGAUGCUGAGCUGGCAGCGGCGGUGGAGGCGGUGUGUGAGAGGGAGGGGUACGUGGCGAGCUGUGAUUGGACGAGGAAGGUGCUGCAGAUGGCGAGGCUGAUGGGGCUGCAUCAGGGGAUCAUGCUGGUGGGGCCGCCUGCUGGGAAAACAACUACUUGGAGAGGUGAGUAG
Messenger RNA from Closterium sp. Yama58-4, 9378 nucleotides. The record is from the annotation of a GenBank genome assembly. NCBI's taxonomy places the organism in Eukaryota, Viridiplantae, Streptophyta, Zygnematophyceae, Desmidiales, Closteriaceae.